Plasmodium berghei ANKA is the source of this 1104-nucleotide messenger RNA. Its product is annotated as inorganic pyrophosphatase, putative. Gene Ontology annotation, biological process: phosphate-containing compound metabolic process. Lineage: Eukaryota; Apicomplexa; Aconoidasida; Haemosporida; Plasmodiidae. The record is from RefSeq and is a predicted model, not a curated record. Gene Ontology annotation, cellular component: cytoplasm. The coding region runs from base 1 to 1104 and encodes 367 amino acids. Gene Ontology annotation, molecular function: magnesium ion binding; inorganic diphosphate phosphatase activity. The transcript has 3 exons.
AUGAGUAGCGCAAUAAUAAAUCCAGAUAACCGAAAUUUGUUAAAUAAGGAUGUAAAAAAUGAAUACAAUGUAAAGACAAAUAACGAGCUAAAAGUAAAUCUUAAUUUCCAUAACAAUAAUAUAAUUUCAAAUAUGUUUUCAAAUUUAAGUUUAUAUGAAUCAAUGAAUAAUUUUUUUCAAAUUAAUAAUAAGCAUUAUAUGUUAAAAUAUAAUAAUCAAUUAAAUCAAACAGAUUUUAAUAUUUCUUAUUUUCAAAACAUAAAUGAUAAAUAUGUACAAAUAUCACCAUGGCAUGAUAUAGAUUUGAUGAAUGAUGAUGGAACAUAUAAUAUGAUAGUUGAAAUACCAAAAUAUAAUUAUAUAAAAUUAGAAAUAAAAUUAACAGAAAAAUUUAAUGUUAUUAAACAAGAUACAAAAAAAGGAAAACUACGAUAUUAUCACAAUUCUAUAUAUUGGAAUUAUGGAGCAUUACCUAGGACCUAUGAAUAUCCGAAACAUAUAUAUCGCUGUAAAGCUUCUAACGAUCAACAAAUAUUUUUUACAGGGGAUGAUGAUCCAUUAGAUGUGAUAGACAUAGGAAAUAAUAGUUUGAAAAUGGGUCAAAUAGCACCUGUUAAGAUUUUAGGCGCGUUUACUUUGAUUGAUGAGGGCCAGUUGGAUUGGAAAAUCAUAGCUAUCAAUAAAUAUGAUGAAAACUUUUCAAAAAUAAAUAGCUUGGAGGAUAUAGAAAAGUAUUAUCCACAUACCCAAAAUUUGAUGUUAGAGUGGUUCCGUUCAUAUAAAAUGGCUGAUUCCAAAAAGCUAAAUAUAAUAUCAAAAAAGUUAUAUAAUAAAAAUGAUAGUGAAAAUUUAAUAAAAAAAGUUCAUAAUUAUUAUUUAGAAUUUUUGAAAGAUAUUAAGCAGUUUUCUCCAAAUUCAUCAUGUGAAAGCACUCAUAUAAAUAAUAGCAGUAAUGGCACAAAUAGUAGUGAAUGUUUUCAAACUUCAUUUUCAUAUAAAAACCCUGAUAAUCCUGUAUAUAACAAUUUAGUACAAGAUGUCAGUAUCGAUUACUACAAACCUGAUGAAGCAUAUCGACCAAAUAUGGAAAUAUGGAUUCCAUAA